AUCGGGUCAAAGGUCACAGGUUAUCUGAUCAAACACAGCAGACAUCCAAUAAUAAUCCACAUUAAAAUGAGACCCAGUGACAGUGAGAAUGUUUUAUAUGAGGCAAGAAUGACAACCUCUCUGCACUGUCCCUUUAACUCACUAACUAACAAACAAACUCACUAACUAACUCAAUAACUAACUACUGCUGUUUGGGUCCAGAACAACAGGACUGUAGGACACCACGUCCUUCACCUUGUUCCAGAUGUUGAUGGCCAGGUUGUCCAGGUGUUUGGCCUCGUCUAUCAGAGCUCCAACAGGGGGCGCUGCUUCUCUCUGUGGCUCUGACUAUAUCUGACUCAGAGCCUCCAUCUGCUCCUUCAUCAUGAGAGUCUUCUGCUCCUCUUCCUCUUCUUACACUGCUCCUUCAUCCGUGUCUCUGUGCGUCGGGCCUGGACAUUCAGUCACCACUUCUGUGUUCUGCUGUUGCUGAACUUUGUCCAGACUCUCUAAGUUCUCCUUGAAGGUCUCCAGAGUUUCCUGAAUUUGCUUCUUGUGUUGUUGUGCAGCUUCAUCGUUGUGUUUUUCUGAAUCUCUGCAGAUGAGACACACUGGCUGCUGAUGGUCCAGACAGAGAACCUCUGAAGACCUCGGACCUCGCUCCUGUAAGAAGGUCUCGCGCGUGUUCUUUAAAACCAGGUUACAUGGUGGUUCUUCCUCUGAAGACCUCGGACCUCGCUCCUGUAAGAAGGUCUCGCACGUGUUCUUUAAAACCAGGUGACAAGGUGGUUCUUCCUCUGAAGACCUUCUCUGACUAACAGGACAGUCUGGUGUUGGUCUGUCUGUCUGUCCACCAUGUCUUCACACAGUCAUUGUAAACUCACUGUAUGUUUUCAAGCAAACAACGCCCUCGCUGAGCACAAUGGUCAGAUGUGGUACUGCAGGUGGAAGUGCCGUUACAGUUCUGUCUGUUCACUCCUCCUCACUUCACCUGUGCACACCUGAGACACACACACACAGACACAGACAGAGACAGACAGACACUCUGCAGCUGUGUUUAUGGACAAACUGAGGAAGGUUCUGAAAGGUGAGGAUGAAGAUGAGAACACGGACGGAGCUGGAGUCCUGGAGAGAGUCAAUGAAGCGUCCACGUUGGGUUGGGGGACAAGGGUCAGAGGUUUCUUGGUCUGCCUCGUCCUCGGCGCCUUCUUCUGCGUCCUGGCCACCUUCAUGCUGUGGAUCCCAGGCUUUGGUCUGGCUGUAUUUGUUGUCUUCUACACCAUAGGAAACAUCUGUGCACUGACCAGCUCCAUGUUCUUGGUCGGUCCAUGUCGACAACUGAGGAGCAUGUGUGCUAAAGAGAGAGCGCUAGCUACUGUACUGAUGGUGGUGUGUCUUGUGUUGACGAUGUGUUCUGCGUACUGGUGGACCAACUUCACCCUUGCUCUGAUUUUCUGUAUCCUUCAGAUUCUGGCUUUUAUCUGGUACGGCCUCUCCUACGUUCCGUAUGCUCGAGAGACCUUCGUUAAAGUCUGCUCCGUCUGCUGUUGUUAGACUAUUUGUUGUACUAUGUAUUGAUCAUUGCUUAUUGAUCAGGAACAGGUGAUGUGUGUGUGUGUGUCUGUGUGUACCUGCAGCGAUAUCGUCGUCUCUAUGUUUGUUAAAUCUCUAAAGCCUGUAAUCUCCACCCUGUACUGUCCACUGAUUAAAACACACACACACACAGAGUCACAUAUCGUGUGUCGUCAUGUGUUUCCUCUCCUACAUUACACGCUGUUUUUCUUCAUGUGACAUUUAAAGCUGCAGCAGAGGAACACACACACACACACACACACAGUCAGCACAAAGUGCAGAGUCAUGCUUUGACGUUUCCUAUUUGAAAAUCUUCAUCAGCCAAACAUCUGUCCACACUUGAACAGUCAGAGUGUGAACACAUGAACGUUUACUCAUAGUUUUGAAAAAGUCAAAUUUUUAUAACUCACAAAAAAUGUAUACAAAUAAAGUCACUGUGGACGGAUUUUAUACGUUUAUCCACCGUGUCAACUUUUAAUAAAGACUGUAAAACACU
This is a messenger RNA of Solea senegalensis (Senegalese sole), 2047 nucleotides long. RefSeq names its product vesicle transport protein SFT2B-like. Gene Ontology annotation, biological process: vesicle-mediated transport. Gene Ontology annotation, cellular component: membrane. The coding region runs from base 1039 to 1533 and encodes 164 amino acids. The record is from RefSeq and is a predicted model, not a curated record. Lineage: Eukaryota; Metazoa; Chordata; Actinopteri; Pleuronectiformes; Soleidae. The transcript has 8 exons.